AUGCCUUCACGUUCGCAUUCACGUCCAAAGAAAACCAGUUCAAAAUCUGCUAAGAAACAAAUGAAGCAUACCAAAGAAUCCAUCCACCAGUCUCCACCUAUCCUUCAACUCCAUGUCCAAGGAGGAGAAGAAGAAGAGAGAAGGAAAGUUUCUGCAGAUCUUAACCAAAUGGCGGAUUCUUCAAACGGGAAUUUAGAGCAGACCCUGAAAGUUCAACCAGAUGAUGAAGUUAAGGUGGUUGAAUCUGUGACGGACAUAGCUAUUGAUGAUUAUUCAGCGGCUGGAAAGAAAACCCAUGACGGUGAUGAUUUGAGUUCGAGUAGUAGCAGUUCGGAUGAAGAGACAGAAGCUGGUGAGAAGAGUGCUAAAGUGGCGGAUUCAGGGGAAGUGGAGGAGACGAAAGAAGUUUCCGUAGUGGUUGUUGAGACUGUUGAAUCUCUGUCCAACCAUUUGGAUCAAGGUGGUGUUGAUGAUUUGGAAGCUGUGAAGGAAGAAGAGGAGAAAGUUUUGGCAUCUGCCAAUGGGACGGAUGAAUCUUCUGCGGCCAUGACAGAUUUGGUGUCAGAGCAGAUUGAGGAAAAAACAUUGACAUAUGUGGAUGAGAGCAAUGGGGUUUCUCUAGCUGAAACAGAUUUGGUGUCCAAGGAGGUUGAGGAACCAGCAUUGCCUUCUUUGAGUGAGCAUGAUGAGCCUGCUCCAGUCAUAACAGAUGUUGAAGAAAAGAGUGAGGUUGUAGAUGUGGUGUCAAAGGGAAUUGAAGAGACAAUUGGAGAGUCAUCUUACAAGGCAUCUAGUGAGAAUGUGGUUGGUGGAUCCUCGAAGCCGUCGCCUGAUCAGGUUCCUCCUCCAGUUGAAUCAGCUGAUGCUGGAGAAGAGUAUGGGAAGCCUGAGAUUCCUGAAAGCACCGGAAAUCCGUCUAUUGUAUCUGUCACUGGACGCCCCCUGCAACCAACUUCAUGGAAGAGUUGCUGUGGACUUUUCCAAUGUAUGAUAAAAGGUCGUUUUAAUCGAUCUGAGUGGGAAGAACAAGAUAUACUAAAUGUGCUCUUCAUGAACAACCCUAAACUCACGGAAGACUCCUAA
This is a messenger RNA of Prunus armeniaca (apricot), 1083 nucleotides long. Lineage: Eukaryota; Viridiplantae; Streptophyta; Magnoliopsida; Rosales; Rosaceae. The record is from the annotation of a GenBank genome assembly.